AUGCAGGAAAAAUGCACCAAGAGCCCAAGUGUGACCCUCCCCUCCAGUGUGCCUCCCAGCAAGUCCCUGUCAUCCAGUAAGGAUAAAGAGUUUGCCCAUAAUUUACAGGAAAGUGUCAAGCACAGCAUCUUCUACCUGUCAGAGCAGCUGAGAGUGGAGAAGGUCAAUCGGGAUGAGAACACUGUGAGCUACCUCAAGUUGGUGUCCAAAGCUGACCGGCACCAGGCUCUGCACAUCUGGUGGGCCUUUGAGAAGGUGAAUCAGCAUGCCUCUGCCAACAUUGCCUAGAUCGAGCAAAGGCUCCGUCAGUGCUACCAACAGCUGCAGAAGCUGGAGAAGGGUUUAGGGCCAAAGCAUUCAGUGCUGAAGGUGGAAAGCAGCUUGGAUAACUAUGAGAAGCCCAGUGUGAAGGGCUCGGUGUCUGAGUUGCCCAGGCUGAGUGGGGAAGAUGACCUGCUUGCCACCCAGCUUGAUGUAGCCAGGCCCUUCACUUGGGAGAGUCACUUCUCGGGCUUGCAGCAGUGGAAAUUCUCAGAGCUAAAGCCUGUGGCCCAGCAACAAAAGCUGCUGUUGCAGAAGGUGAAGGAAGAGCUGACAGAAGUCAGGAAGUUCCACAUUGACCUUCACGUGUCCUACGAGAGUGUCAAGGAGAGGUAUCUGAUGGACCUGCAGGUGUCACUGGAGUCCCUUCAGGAGGAGAAACGCAGGCAAGCAUUGAUGGAAGAACAGGUAAAUGACCACCUUCAGGGGCAUAUGGAUGAGAUUUACUACCUCAAACAGCAUCUGGCCUGCACUGAAGAGAAAAUGGCCUGUCUGACCUAUGAAAGAGACAAGGAAAUAUGGGAGGUCAUAGAGACUUUCAAGAGCCGAAUAUCCAAGCUAGAAACUCUACAGCAAGUCAAUCAACUGGAGACAAUGGCGAACCUCAGAAGCUGUCCCCAGGAGUUUUUGUUCCGAUUCAUAAGCCUGCUCCUCACACUGACCAGCAUCCUCUUGGUCUUUGUCUUCACUGUGUGCUCCUGCCCCUUACCCCUGAUCAACUCGCGCCUGUGUACAUGCACUGCAGUUAUGCUGCUUGGCCUUGGGGCAUUGGCCUGGCAGAAGCUGCAUACCAUGGGCUGGCAGACGUGGGUCCCCGCCAGGUGGAGACUGGACACCAAGGACUCUAAGCCUUCAUCAGAUGGACCUUAA
Castor canadensis (American beaver) is the source of this 1191-nucleotide messenger RNA. RefSeq names its product testis expressed 28 (gene Tex28). Gene Ontology annotation, cellular component: endomembrane system. The record is from RefSeq and is a predicted model, not a curated record. Lineage: Eukaryota; Metazoa; Chordata; Mammalia; Rodentia; Castoridae.